UACAUGGGUACUUUCCAUGGUAAGCCAUCUGGAUGUUUGAUGUAUGAAUUAUCCCAUUCCCUGAGGAAGAACACAAACGAAUUGCUUUGGUUUGCUUGUCUGGCUUUGACUGAUCAAUUUGUUCACGAGAGAUUAACAAAUGAGAGAUACCAAGCUGGGGUGAUGGAGCUUGAGCAGCAUAUUAAUAGCUCAGGGAAUUUGGAUGCUGUUACUUUGGUGACUCUAAAAGAUGGAACAAAGGUGUCUGCACCCGAUUGUUCAAGAAUUGCAUAUGAAGAUGAGCCAAGAUUAAUGUUGCUACAAGAAUGGAAUUUGUUUGAUUCGAUGCUUUGCUCAUCCUACAUUGCAACUAAAUUGAAGACUUGGAGUGACAAUGGGAUAAAAAGAAUGCAGCUAAUUUUAGCUCGAAUGGGAUUUGCUCGUGAGGAGUGCAGACAGAAGUUUCAAUUCAUGAGUGUUGACAUCAAGCGGAGAAUGAAGGAUAUGUUUGAAAAGUUUUUACCAGAGUAUGGGCUUACAGAGUUCUACUACAGAGGCUUCUUGCUGCUUCAUGGGUAUAGUUCAAAAGUUUCUGCAGCAGAUGUGGUGUAUGGAGUUACUGCACUGUUGGAGUCAUCUGUUGAGUCAGAUGGCUCCUGUGCUUCCAAGCAGUUUGGGGUGGCCUAUGAUGCAUUGUCCCUGAGCAAGCUCGAGAAGCUGGAAAUUGGAAUGCAACAAGCUAUCAAGGUACAAAGGGCGAUUCUUAGACAAGGAAGUGCAGCAAUAACCAAGAAGGGAUCUAUCAGAAGUGGGAGUAAAUUCAGGUGGGGAGCAAAAAUGAAGCCUUUGAUCUGUGUUUGCUACACUCAAGAGCGCCACCAGGUGUUGAUUGUCGGAGUUUGUGGGAAGCCACGGCUUGGAGCAGUUCAAGGAAAUGCAUUUGGGAUUGCUUUCAGAAAUGCAGCUGAGGAGACUGGAGCUGAGUUCUUUCAUGAGCUAUUUGAAUCCUCAUGGAUAGUUCUUGAUGCAGUUGCUGUUAAUUCAUUCAUGAUCAGGUUAACAGAGAAGCUGUGGUGA
Ilex paraguariensis (yerba mate) is the source of this 1056-nucleotide messenger RNA. The record is from the annotation of a GenBank genome assembly. Lineage: Eukaryota; Viridiplantae; Streptophyta; Magnoliopsida; Aquifoliales; Aquifoliaceae.